Arachis duranensis is the source of this 1045-nucleotide messenger RNA. RefSeq names its product RGS1-HXK1-interacting protein 1. The coding region runs from base 132 to 872 and encodes 246 amino acids. The record is from RefSeq and is a predicted model, not a curated record. The transcript is spliced from 8 exons. NCBI's taxonomy places the organism in Eukaryota, Viridiplantae, Streptophyta, Magnoliopsida, Fabales, Fabaceae.
CCAGUUUACUCACUUUGCUGGUUUAUAAUUGGCGUUUAAGCUGAGACAGGGAACGAAAGCAGUGCAACCCGCAACACAACGCGGAUCAGAAUCCAAAAGAAAACAAGAAUAAAAUAGAAGAGUAACAAUUAAUGGCAGAGAUAGAUUCGUCGUUGCCUUCAGCUUCUCCACCCGCAGAUGCUUCCCCUCAGCCCCUGCCACCGCCGUCAUCGGAAUCCGCACAAUCAUCUUUGGCCUCCCUCGCUGAGAAUCUCCAGCGUUCCGCCAUUGAAUCUGCUCGUACCGUCCACCACAACUCUUCCAACCAUAUCCGCACCUUCCAGGAUUUUUUACCAGAUGCAGUAUCACAGUACAGAGAUUAUGAAAACGCUUUUUUCAACAAAGUUAAAGAUGGAGUGGUGGUUGCAAGAGAGAAUCCAGCCUUAGGUGCCGGUUUUGCAAUUUCUGCUGCCCUUCUUCUUAUGCGAGGCCCAAGAAGGUUUUUGUACCGUAAUACACUGGGUCGAUUUCAGAGUGAGGAGGCGCGGUAUGCUACUGUUGAAAAGGGUGUGAGGGACUUGAACAUUUCAGUAGAUUUUAUGAAGAAGGAGAGCAAAAAAUUGCUUGAAAGGGCAGCUCUCGCUGAGAGGGAUAUGAAAUAUGGGCGUACUGAGCUAAUGAGUGCUGGAACCCAAUAUCAACAGCUGGCAAAAUCAUUAUACAAAGUUGAAGCACGAGCUAAUGAUUUGAUGGACAGGCUACGGGAGAUACCCACCCGUGAAGCUCUUGCGCUUCGAGCUGAGGUUGCCUCUCUAGCUUCAAGUUUGAAGAAGCAGAAAUUUGCUGUGGAUAAACGGAUCAUGAAAAUCUCCGAGUUAGGGGUAGCUAUAUGAAUUCAAUAAGCGUGUUUAGGACCUUACUUCGGUGCACAGCCAUCCCUGUUUGUCCCAAUUUUCUUGAACCAAAGCUGCUGUUGAUGGGGGCAGAUUGCUCUACGAAUAAUGCAGAUACUUCUAUUGGACACUGGUUUUUCUUAAAAUAAUUUACAAGUUCUGUGGGAAUCAAA